GAAAAAAGUAAGCAGAAGAAACUACCACUCGAAAUCCUUGAAUCAAACCCUAAUCGAAGAAUCCAAAUCUUUCAGGUGAAAAACUAUAAAAGAACAGAAAAAGGAAGGAGUAGAUGGAUUUAGCAGACAAGGCCGUGGGGCUGCUGUUAUCGGUAAUCAGCUUGUCAGUUUUCACUUACUAUACAUUCUGGGUGAUCAUACUGCCGUUCGUUGAUACUGAUAAUUUUGUGCACAAGUACUUUUUGCCUCAAGAAUAUGCCAUUCUGAUUCCGGUGUUUGCUCUUGCGGCGCUGUUUUGCUUCCUCUGCAUGUUUGUUGGAUAUGUGAUGCUCAAAUCCAAAAAGAAGAAGGCAUAAUGCAAGAUCUAUAGUGUGUGCUGCAACUACCAUUUUUUUGUCACAUACAGAUAGUUUUAUUGCUGGGUUUCUCUUUUACUUGUAAAUGGAGGAUUUAGAUGAUUGCACUCAGUUCCUGUUAAUUUGGUGAAACCUGAAACUGGUAAUUGUCUUAGAA
This is a messenger RNA of Coffea eugenioides, 513 nucleotides long. Its product is annotated as dolichol-phosphate mannose synthase subunit 2-like. The coding region runs from base 114 to 356 and encodes 80 amino acids. The record is from RefSeq and is a predicted model, not a curated record. Gene Ontology annotation, molecular function: enzyme regulator activity. Gene Ontology annotation, cellular component: dolichol-phosphate-mannose synthase complex; endoplasmic reticulum membrane. The transcript is spliced from 3 exons. Lineage: Eukaryota; Viridiplantae; Streptophyta; Magnoliopsida; Gentianales; Rubiaceae. Gene Ontology annotation, biological process: GPI anchor biosynthetic process.